This is a messenger RNA of Filobasidium floriforme, 1532 nucleotides long. Its product is annotated as CTD kinase subunit gamma CTK3-domain-containing protein. Gene Ontology annotation, biological process: positive regulation of DNA-templated transcription, elongation; positive regulation of transcription by RNA polymerase I. The record is from RefSeq and is a predicted model, not a curated record. The coding region runs from base 272 to 1399 and encodes 375 amino acids. The transcript is spliced from 5 exons. NCBI's taxonomy places the organism in Eukaryota, Fungi, Basidiomycota, Tremellomycetes, Filobasidiales, Filobasidiaceae. Gene Ontology annotation, cellular component: CTDK-1 complex.
GAUGAAUGGCGGUUUCCCCUUUCGGAGAGGGUGAUGGAUCUCUCGGAGGGUCGACUUUAAGUCUCAGCUCAAAGUAUCCUCCCCUCUACAGACCUCCACUUCUCGAGAAGCGUUCAGGGUUGAGCAGCCAUACUCAUACUCGUCACUUCUUCCCAUUCAGCAUACAACAUCGAUCAGCACGAUCUCACAGUUUUGCGAUCGCACAGCCUCUCGGUUCGGUAUCAGGUGUACCUUUGUUUGCUAAACCCGCUCGAAAGAAGCUAUCGACGACAUGUCCCUCGAUCCCUUUGAAGCCCGACUCCAAUUCCUCGGCCUCCUACGCAAACUCAGCGCUUCGCAACAGUCCAUCCAGACCGUCGUCUCUUACGCUCUCAAGUAUGGCAGGAAGUGUGGAGAAGAUCUCUGGGACUGUAUAGUGGAAGAAUGCGGCAAGGGCUCAUUGAACACGAGGAUCAACAUCCUCUACUUCCUAGAUACCCUCUGCGAUCCCCAGACCACAUCCACGUUGAUCCCCUCUGCUUCGUCCUCCUCGACGACGGAUUUCCCUUAUACGGCCCUAUUGAACCGGGACGUGGAGAAGCUCGUCGGUCUGGUCGUACCGGAUAACAAGGAGGGGAUAUUGAACCUCUUGAGUACCAAGCAGAUCGUCGAGUCGUUCAGGAAUAAACGCACGAUCCCGGUAGAAGUCUGCGAUGAGCUGGUGGAAAAGCUCGAACGACGUCGGACAGCCGUCCCACUGGCAACAGAUCCUACCAAUUCUGCCACUACCUCGACCUCAACUUCUUCCUCCACACCCAACUCCAAGAAACGUCCCCACCCGUCCUCGUUGACCAACUUUUCCCGUAACGACACCCUUCGCCGGAUGGAAGAAGAUCGCGAGCGGCAUAAACGGCUGAGGGAGGGGAUGUGGGUGUUGCCCAUCCCAGGGGUCGGGUCGGUCUUGCCCAUCAACACGAAUGGGGUAGAUAGGCCGGUUGCGGGUGGGGUGAGCAAGUUACGAGCAGGUGCAGGGUUGGGCCAGACGAUAGGAUCAAAUUCCAACGCCAGUGUCAACAACGGGACAGCCUUACCCGGCGGCUCGGCAUUCUCAUCGCUGAACACCUCCCCGGCUUCACCAUCGGAUAAUGCCAGUACGAACACAAAUCCGAACAAGGGGAGAUCGGAUGCCCAGCAGCAACAACAGCAACCACAAGCACUGGCGGAACACGUCCUGGUCGAUCCGGUCGAUGUCGAAUUCGAGCAGUUGUGGGAGACGAUGAGUGACUUUGACGAUGAGGAUAGGGAGGAUAUCAUGCAGGAGAAUCGGAUAUUUGCGCGGACACGGGGCAGGGAAUUGCAAGGGCAGCACCGAGGGUAUAAUUCGAUGGAUGUUGAUGUUCCCGUGCAUCUUGUAGCAUGAUAGCACCGGUUAGCAAUUAGCAAACGAGGGUAGCGUCUUACAACGAUAUUAUUAUUGUUGCAUCCUGCUCAAGGGUCGUACUCUCCGCCGAGAUGACGUGUCAUUUCCCUGCUCGAAUUGUUUGAUUAGCCAG